Messenger RNA from Agrilus planipennis (emerald ash borer), 647 nucleotides. RefSeq lists its product as uncharacterized. The transcript is spliced from 2 exons. The record is from RefSeq and is a predicted model, not a curated record. Lineage: Eukaryota; Metazoa; Arthropoda; Insecta; Coleoptera; Buprestidae. The coding region runs from base 120 to 527 and encodes 135 amino acids.
GAAGAAUCGGGAACUAAAAGAUAAGAACAAAAAGAAUAAGAAUACGUUCCUGUUAUCCAAUUAUUCUGAAUGAUGUCUUCUGUUCAACUUUACCUUAAAAAAAUCCAAAAUAUAUUACUAUGGAUGCGUUAUUAGUGUUUGAUGUUUUGAUGUACGUUAAUUUAUACUAUUAUCCUAUGUCUGCCACAUGCAAUUCGAUAAUAACCUUCGCAAAAUAUCAAAGUAUCAUCGAUACUCCUCUCAUAGGUCGCGAUACUGCUGUACAAGGUGCUAUUUUACUGUCAGAACUUCUUAAAUUGAUAUUAUACAAAAAAAUUAAAGAUUUUAAAAAAGGUUUAGCGAUAACACUGGCAGUAUUUCUGACAAUAGUAUCCAUAACUGGACUUCUCUACAUAUUCACCAUUCAACAUCCUGUCUUAAGAUUGGAAUAUAUUUUAGACAGUAUGAUGUUAAUUCUUCUGCUCGGAGAAGUUUUUUAUGGUGUAGGAGCACUGUUACCAUGUUUUAAAGAAAAGGAAUUUUACUGAUAUGGCCAAUUAUCAAUUAACAGUGAUUAUAUACAUUUUAACAAAUUGCAUUUUCUCAUACAUGAUACCUUGGUUUUUGUAAAGCUUUGCUUUAAAAGAAAUAAAUCAAAUUUAGGUGAC